UAUGUGAAGUACUGUAAUGUAGGCAUCGAUCUACGUUCCGCAGGUUGGAUUGUGGACUGGCUAGGUGCGUAAACACCUUAGACAAGAGCACUCGAGGAGCCUGCCCUAUUGAUCGACAUUCAGAGCAGUAGAAAUCUACGGUCCUACCAACAGAACAUAUAUAAUUGUUCUAGUCUUCUGGGUAACUGCAUUCCGCAAUCAGUCCCGCACUGUUGCUCUGCACGAAUAAGCCACUUCAUCCGUGGUCUUUGUAGAACCACCACUGAUCUAUAAUGCGAGCACAGCGUGCAGAUCUUGUGAUUUCGUUGGCUGCGGUUAUUAUCGCAGCGGUGCACGGCGAAGUUACCGGGGAUGAGCUUGCCAAACGGGAAUUUCUGGAUCCUCUUGACGUUUGCGGGGAGUUAAAUGACUCCGUCGCAGCCGCACUGGAGACGGAGAGACUGCCGCUGAUCGCCGACCUGAUAAGUCAAGCGAAAUGUAAGCACGGCGAAGUUGUCUGGAAUGAGGGGGCCGUCCAGCGCUUUCUGGAUCCACUUAACGUAUGCGGACCGUUAAACGACUCCACCCCCGCCACAAUGCAGAUGAAUGAUUCGGCGUGUUUUCAAAUUUUCAGUUCUCGUGUUCGUCAAUUCAUCCACGAAAUGAUGCGUCUGCAUCAAAUCCUCGAAGCCGAGGAGUCCCUUAAUCAUCCUCCACAAAAACCCCGCAUCAUCAUCGGCGGCAGAACAACACCGGUCAACCGCAGCCCGCAAUGGUGGAUGGAGCCCUGGUACACAUCCGUCAUCCCCGAACUGCGGUUAUUGUACAAAGCGUUCCCCCGUCCCAUCAACAGUGGGUUGAUCUUGGGUGCGACUUGUCUGAUCUAUGCUCUCCUGGGAGCGAGUGGCAGUUUUCUGGAUGCCAUGGCCGAAUGCGGAGUCUUCGAGAAAAUCAAGCUGUUGCUGAGAAUUCUGGCUGUAAUAGCACUUGGUGCGCUGGCAUUUAACGUUCUCAUGCAGUUUACCUAUAUUGCCCUAACGCUGGCCGAAAUUCACGCUGAAAAAAACCCUAAAGAGCCUAUAGAAAUCAACCUGCGUUUCUGGUAGUAUGCAUGCCGGGGCAGCGUGAGCUGGGAUGUUUUUAAAAUGCACGGUCGCAUCGUUUCAUUGCAGUAAUAAAUACCCGCUCA
Paramacrobiotus metropolitanus is the source of this 1168-nucleotide messenger RNA. RefSeq lists its product as uncharacterized. Lineage: Eukaryota; Metazoa; Tardigrada; Eutardigrada; Parachela; Macrobiotidae. The record is from RefSeq and is a predicted model, not a curated record. The transcript is spliced from 3 exons. Bases 273 to 1085 code for a protein of 270 amino acids.